Molecule: messenger RNA, 369 nt
Organism: Penicillium canescens
Lineage: Eukaryota; Fungi; Ascomycota; Eurotiomycetes; Eurotiales; Aspergillaceae
Exons: 2
Coding region: 1-369 (122 amino acids)
Source: RefSeq, a predicted model, not a curated record
AUGGGUCUGAUGACACAGCUGCCAAGUCUUCCCGAGGCACUUGUUUCAGCGCUAUUGAAAAUAAAAACCAACACAGAUUCUAUGGCAGUCAGAGAUGCACUGCGGUUUAUCAGAGGUGUUGACGCAUACGGAACCGACAUUGCGAAUGCAGGAGAGAGCCCUUCCACCGCGCACCACAAUGCUCUACUCAAAGAGUUCGCAGCUGAUAUCCCAAUGUUGGUAGCAUCAGCUGAGUGCUUGGCCAAGGAUAGCUCUAUUGACCACCGCAUUAUCCUGCCGCAGGUCACACAGGAGCCACCGGUGGAUACCACAGCCGAGGACGAGGAGAUUGCUCUUCUAUUGUAUGAGCAACUCAAGAAGCGCUGCUAA